AUGGGUGAGGCGUGUGCUGGGGUCCCCGCCUGCUCAGCCUCUCUCUCUGCCCAUAGGGGGCAGCACAAGGGCUGCUGUGCCAGCAUUGUGCUGAAGAUGAGCCCCAAGAAGGACGGGCUAAUGGUCACCGAGUGCCAGCUGGCCCACAACUUCGCCCUGUGCCCCAUCGAGUUUGCCUGCUACUUCAAGAAGGGCUACCUGAUGGCCAACUCGUGCCUGCCGGUGCGCACCACCACCACCAAGAUCUCCAAGCAGUUUUGGAGGGGGGCGUACGUGCAGCGCCUGCUUUCCUACUGCAAGAGCUGUGACCACAGGGUGCUGGACGGGCUCUUCGCCAGCAACCCCAGCGCCAUCCUCAUGGAGGACAAGGUCAUCGUCCAGACCAUCUUCUUCCUGAGCUCGCGCAUGAUGGCACUGAGCCGGCGCGUCCCGCUCAUGCUGUUCUUUGACCGCAUAGUGGGGCUGAACGAGGAGUUUGACCUGUAUUCGGUGCUGUGCAUGGACGGGGUGCGGCGCGGCCGCGAGGUGGCCUACUGCCUGAUGCAGCGGGAGACGCCCGACCUGCUGCACUUCACGCUGGCCUCGCUGGUGCAGAGCGUGCCUGAGGUCAAGCUGCAGGUGCGGUGCAUCACGCUGGGCGUGGAGAUUGCCCACCUGGAGGCGGUGAAGGAGCUGCUGCCCAGCCGCGUGCAGAUCUGUCACUCCCAGGUGCUGGAGACACUCUUCAGCAGGGCGCAGGAGCUGGGUGCCGCCGAAGAUGAGUGCAUCUGGCCCCUGCUCUGCCGGCUGGCUGCAUCCAAGUCGCCGUCCGCCUAUCAGCAGGCGGUGCAGGAGAUGAAGGUCAUUGUCCCCCAGCGCUUCGUGCGCUACUUCCGGCGCCAUUGGCAGCUGCACAGCGAGAUGUGGGUGCAGUUCUGGGCCUUUGAGACGGACCGCAACGUCAAUGCCUGCGAGCUGCUCACACUCAGCCCCUCGCCCACCGUGGCCCAAUGCAUGCUGGACCUGCUGGCCAUGCAGGUGGGCAGCGAGGCCCAUGAGCUGGACGAGGGAGAGCUGGCUCAAUAA
This is a messenger RNA of Trachemys scripta elegans, 1065 nucleotides long. RefSeq lists its product as uncharacterized. The record is from RefSeq and is a predicted model, not a curated record. Lineage: Eukaryota; Metazoa; Chordata; Testudines; Emydidae.